Molecule: messenger RNA, 1110 nt
Organism: Microthlaspi erraticum
Lineage: Eukaryota; Viridiplantae; Streptophyta; Magnoliopsida; Brassicales; Brassicaceae
Source: the annotation of a GenBank genome assembly
AUGCCCAGGCCUAACAGUGAUAAGGUUUCAGAGCUUCUGGAGGUGUCUACUCACCAAAUCAACCUGCUUACCUCACCUACUUUCUUACCAAAGGUGAAGGAUCAAGGAAAGUUCACUCUCCCUUGCACACUUGGGCAUAUUGAGCUUGACAAUGCCUUGGUGGAUUCUGGUGCAAGCAUCAACCUGCUCUCCCUCACAAUGGCAGAGAAGCUUGGCAUUGCUGGAGCAUUGCAGCGCCCUACUACCUCAAUCAUGUUUGGAGAUGCAACUUCCAAGUCUCCUCUUGGUGUGUUCAAGAACUAUCACUUGAAAAUAGGAGAAUGCAUCAUCCAAACUGACCUUACUGUCAUGGAGAUGGAAGAAGAAAGGGAUCUACCUCUGCUAUUGGGAACCUUGGACUUGUUCUUGAGAACCUUAGUUGAGAAAAUCAGCGUAACAAGGAUGACAAGCAGUGAGGGAAGCCGUGCUUCGCAAUGGAGAAUGGUUGAGGGUGAAUCAAACAAUGCAAUGGAAAGGAGGCUAAAGUUGCAAGCCGAUUUGGAAGGGAUGAAUCAAAGGAUUGAAGUUUCUGAUGCAGAGGGAUAUGUUUACUCUGAAUUGGAGUCUGAGAGCGAGAGAUUGAGGGAAGAGAGGAGGACCAAGAAGAGGAAUGACCCCAUUAGUAGUGAGAGCGAGCAAGGAGAGUUUGAGAUUGGGGUAAACAUUGGAAGAGAAGAGAGUGAUGAGUCUGAAAGUGAAGAAGAAGGAGAGGAGGUCAAUCAAGAGGUUGAUGAAAGUGGGCAUGAGAGUAACCAAGAUGAGCCCAUGGAGGAGGCUGAGCCACAAGAAGAGGAGGAUGAGCUCCCCAUGUACCAAGAGCACUACAAUGCUCUCUUCUCCAUGGACUUUGUGGAAACAAAGUACCCACAUGAUGAUACAAUGAAGUCUCUUGGAAUCUUCGAGGAUGUGGAGCUAGUCCUUAAGAACAUGCACUUGGCCAAGUUCUUCUCUCAUUGCAUGGAGUCAUACAAGGAGCUCACUUGUGAGUUCCUAACAUCGAUGAGGUACCACGAGUAUGAUGAGCUCGAUCGAGCUGACUUGGACCAAGGUUGGGGAUGGAUCACGUUCUAG